Molecule: messenger RNA, 2479 nt
Organism: Hyla sarda
Lineage: Eukaryota; Metazoa; Chordata; Amphibia; Anura; Hylidae
Product: cyclic nucleotide-binding domain-containing protein 2-like
Exons: 15
Coding region: 86-1615 (509 amino acids)
Source: RefSeq, a predicted model, not a curated record
GCAACUGCUGCAGGACAUCAUUCACUCACAAUACCCACUAUUAUAAAUUAAAAAAUAUAUAUAUUAGAAGUCUCCUCAUUGUUCUAUGACCCGUUCACGCAUCCUUUGUCCUGUCAAUGAACUCUCUGCUGAUUCCAAUGAUAGAAGAAACGAUGAAGAAGAUGAAAAUGAUAGGACAGACCUGACCAUGCAACAUGUAUUUCAGCCCAAUUACCCUGAAGCCUGUAAUAACAAAGAGAGGAUCCCACCACAUAAGUACAUCCACAAGUUCCGCACGGCUGUCCUUGUUGUGCAAGUCAUUCGCAACCUCAUAAAAAUUUAUAGAGAUUAUGCAGCCUCAAGAACAGAUCCCAUUUCCUUCAUCGAGUACGCUGGUUUUGAGGCCGAGACUGAAAACCUUCUGUUUGAUCGUUCCCUCUUCAAGGCUAAAAUGGAGAUGGUCCUAAGUUCGGAGGCCCAACAAAUCCUUACAAGCUCCCCAGGGAAGAGGACACCAGAAGAAGCUAAGCUGGCCAUGCUGUCGCUGAGGAUGACGGUCAGCUCUUUUGCCGGAUAUCCUGUUCACAUACAAGAGAAAAUAGCCAAGGUGGGCUGGUAUGAAUGUUUCGGGCCUGGAAGAGUGAUCAUAAGACAAGGUCACGUCGCUCAGAACUUCUACCUGAUUCUCUCGGGCACAACCGUAGUCACCAAAGUGUCGCGUAGCAAGAAGACGGGGGAGCAUUUCUCCAAGACGGUGGCCUUCCUCAAGAAAGGGAAGUACUUUGGGGAUGUGGCCAUUUUGACUAAUACAAAGAGGAAUGCAACAGUGGUGUGCCAUGACUCUGUUUCCUUGCUUGCCAUAACUAGACAGGAUUUUCUAAACAUUUUCCUGAACAGUGAAUCCCAAGAAGGACCUGACUAUAUACGUUUGCUGGAAAGCAUUGAUCUUCUCAGUGGAUGGCCCAUUCAUAAGCUUCCUUACAAUAACCCCAGGAUCUGCGUCCACACAUUCUACAGACCAGGAACGGUUAUUACAAAAGAUUCCAAGACAUCUUCCAAAAUCUAUGUGAUCAAAAGUGGAUCCGUCCGUGUAUUAAAAGCCAUGACCACUCCAAAGUCACAGCCUCUUCAGAACGCCUAUCAUCUGCAGAGCAAAGAUAUGUACAAAGAGGGACUGAGAACCAAAUCUGCAAAGCAGGAUCAAGAAUAUGAAAAUCCAUCAUGUAAUUUCAUUGAAGAGGAGCAUCUCCUGCCGCUGCUACAGAGAGAGAGAAAAUUGAAUGAGACAGCAAGAUCAAGUGCGCCAGCCACCCGCCAGCCAGUCCUAUCUAUAACACCGGAAAAUGAAAAUCUUUCCCAAAUAUUUAUUCACAUCCAAACUCUCCGAGCGGGGGAAGUUUUCGGACUGGUUUACACCAUUUUAGAAGACACGCUGAGCAUGGCAUUGGUUUCAGAUGGAGCGGAGUGUAUCGUCAUAUCUAAGGAAUUCUUCAAAAAACAAAUGACUGAGGACUACAUCCGCAAGUUAUCACGAGAAAUUCAGCCAUACCCCUCCCGAGAGAUGCUGCAGCAGAAAAUGCAGGACCAUAUGAAAUGGCAGUCAUAUAAGUCCCAUCUUAUCAGAAAGCAGCACUGAUAUCUCUGGUAGGGAAUGCCGAGAUAAGUCAUGGCAGCUAAAGAAUUCACUUCAUGUCAAUUGCGUUCAAUUUCCCCAAAUGGGCCCUUUCAUUGUAGAACUGUGGGGUUGCGUCUACUUAUUUCCCCUUGAGGUUACUAUUUGAAGGAGGGGUUAGGGGUUUCUAAACCCACUUAGCCUACAACAAGCACAGGGACUAUGAUGACCAAAUGGGCCAAGGAGUCUAUGCAUCUUGAAGGAGAGGUAACCAAGACUGAGCAACUUAUUGAUGACACAAGUGGCCUAUGGUCCACUUUCCCGUUUUGGGCCUUUUGACCUCUUCCUGAAUGCCCAGAAUGCCCAUGUGGUCAGUCGACCCUGCUGAUAUAUUAUUACUUUACAUUAUAUUAUAUAUUAUGUUAUAUAUAUUCAAUAUGGAUGUCUAUGUUUUUAGUUUUUAUAUAUGUCUUCACUAUUUAUCACAAUAAAAUAUUUUAGGUCUCACUUUAACUUUUGUCCUAUAGGAUUGUUGCCUCUCUGUGUAUAGUUUUGUACAGCUCUGGUUCAUACCGUUAUAUAGGCUAUGUUCAUCACAAUGGCUUGACUUAAUUCACUUCCCUUAAUUCACUUAAUUUCCUGUGUAUAAUCUUAUUAUGAGAGACCGGUGGGACCGCUGUCUGUCCCUUAAUGAAAAUCCUCAUGUGGAGGCAGGCUAAUAUUAGCACAUCAAAUGCCACAUUUACUUUCCAUUUCAUGUAUAAUAGGAUAAAGAUGUUAAAUGUUUGACUAUGUCCCAUAUUGUGCUUGUUAUUGAGGCUAUAUUAAACUACUCUCGACCAUGGGACAUUAACUUUGACCUCCAUCCCCCCCCCCCCAAAUCCUUAU